This is a messenger RNA of Danio aesculapii, 1967 nucleotides long. Its product is annotated as zinc finger protein 658B-like. Lineage: Eukaryota; Metazoa; Chordata; Actinopteri; Cypriniformes; Danionidae. Bases 1 to 1563 code for a protein of 520 amino acids. The transcript has a single exon. The record is from RefSeq and is a predicted model, not a curated record.
AUGCAAAACAGUCAUAAGAUUCACACGGUGGUCCACACUGGAGAGGAACCAUUCACAUGCACUCAAUGUGGUAAGAGUUUCAAACUGUCAUCACACCUUAAUUCCCACAUCAGGAUUCACACUGGAGAGAAACCAUUCACAUGUACCCAGUGUGGACAGAGUUUCAGGCAGUCAUCAAACCUUAACAAACACCUAGCGAUUCACACUGGAGACAAACCAUUCACAUGUACCCAGUGUGGACAGAGUUUCAGGCACUCAUCAAACCUUAACAAACACCUAGCGAUUCACACUGGAGAGAAACCAUUCACAUGUACUCAGUGUGGUAAGAGUUUUGCGUUCUCCUCUUACCUUAAACAACAUAUGAUGAUCCACACUGGAGAGAAAAAACACCAAUGUGAUCAGUGCGGUAAAACAUUUUUAAGAGGUCCAUUACUGAAGGUCCAUCUAAGGGUUCAUACAAAGGAGAAACCGUAUUCCUGUUCUGUAUGUGGAAAGAGUUUUACACAGCAGUCAAGUUUAGGACAACAUCAGAAGAUCCACACUGGUGCGAGAGAGUAUUUCUGCUUUGAUUGUGAGAAGACUUUUAUUACAGCUGAAGAUUUAAAACGGCAUCGGAGGAUUCACACUGGAGAGAAACCGUACAUUUGUUCACACUGCAACAAGGGAUUCGGCGAUUUAGGAAACCUGAAAGCACAUGAGAAGAUUCACACUGGGGAGAAACCGUACAUGUGUUCACACUGCAAGAAGAGAUUCAGACUAAUAGGACGACUGAAAGUACAUGAGAGGAUUCACACUAGAGAGAAGCCAUACAUGUGUUCACACUGCGACAAGAGAUUCAGUCAUUUAAAAACCCUGAAUACACAUGAGAGAAUACACACCGGAGAGAAACCGUACACGUGUUCACACUGCAACAAGAGAUUCAAACUAUUAGGACCUCUGAAAAUACACGAGAGGAUUCACACCGGAGAGAAACCGUACACGUGUUCACACUGCGACAAGAGAUUCAGUCAGGUAUAUAACCUGAAAGUACAUGAGAGGAUUCACACUGGAGAGAAACCGUACAUGUGUUCACACUGUGACAAGAGAUUCAGUCAUUUAAAAACCCUGAAUACACAUGAGAGGAUUCACACCGGAGAGAAACCGUACACGUGUUCACACUGCGACAAGAGAUUCAGAUUAUUAGUACAUCUGAAAGUACACGAGAGGACUCACACCGGAGAGAAACCGUACACAUGUUCACACUGCGACAAGAGAUUCAGUCAGGUAUAUAACCUAAAAGUACACGAGAGGAUUCACACCGGAGAGAAACCGUACAUGUGUUCACACUGCGACAAGAGAUUCAGUCAUUUAAAAACCCUGAAAACACAUGAGAGAAUUCACACCGGCGAGAAUCCGUACACGUGUUCACACUGCAACAAGAGAUUCAGACAGGUAUAUAACCUAAAAGUACAUGAGAGGAUUCACACCGGAGAGAAACCGUACAUGUGUUCACACUGCGACAAGAGAUUCAGCCAUUUAAAAACCCUGAAAACACAUGAGAGGAUUCACUCAGCUGUUUGCUAGCCUGCCUUGCAUAACUACUGUUUUUGUAUAAUUUCUCAUGAUUACUAAUGGUUUCCUACAUAGUUAUUAUCUCUUUAAAUAGUCUUUUAAAAAGAGCUUAGCCUCAAGCAGUGUGCUUCACUCUCAUAAUGUCGUCUGGCAUGCAAAAUCAACUUUUGGGAGCUGUUUGGACAGAAAUGUGUGUAGAUAUAGCGUGGGAAGUCAUAUUGGAGUGAUAGAAACACAGCAAGUCUCUAUUUCAAAAUCCCAUGACAUUAAAAUAGGACUAAAAUCCCAGAGAGUUUCACUGGUUCUUGCUUGUCGUGGGGGAACAGAGUGAAAUGUGUCAUUCUGUCAAAUUCUUUAUUUUCCUCUGUUUUUGUUUAUUGUACGUGUGUUCGUUAUAUGUUAGACUAGUCAGUAAA